This is a messenger RNA of Maniola jurtina (meadow brown), 2104 nucleotides long. Its product is annotated as UBP1-associated proteins 1C-like. Lineage: Eukaryota; Metazoa; Arthropoda; Insecta; Lepidoptera; Nymphalidae. Gene Ontology annotation, molecular function: zinc ion binding; nucleic acid binding. The transcript is spliced from 2 exons. The record is from RefSeq and is a predicted model, not a curated record. Bases 602 to 1327 code for a protein of 241 amino acids. Gene Ontology annotation, cellular component: nucleus.
UGACACAGUGGGUUUAAAUAAAAAAGAGCAAAUCAAUAUAAUCACACUAAUUUAUUUGUCACUUCACUCAACAUAUUAAUAAUCACUCUCAUUUAUUUGUUACUGGUUAUAAUAGUUAUCUAAUUACACCACUUUAUUAACACAAAUAAUAACAUAGUUAGGUACUUAGGUACUGAGUCAUGACUCAUGACAUGCUCAUGACUCACUUUAAAUAAAACUAUUGAUAGAAAGAUUCAAACAUCAAACAUGUGUUGUGCUUUCCUUGUCAAGAAAAUAGAAAAUAAAAUCGUGUGGUGACUGGUGAGUUUAGUUGUGACUGAUGACCCAAAAAUCAAAAUGAUAUUAUACCGGGUAGAAACAGGUGGAAACCAGAAGUGGGAACUAUAAGUUUGCGUGAUUUUUUAGGGUUCCGUAGGUACCUCAAAAGGAAAAAAGGAACCCUAUUAUGAUCACUUCGUUGUCUGUCUGUCAAGAAACCUGUAGGGUACUUCUCGUUGACCUAGAAUCAUGAAAGGAUUCCUUUUCAACUUUUGAAGCACGGAACCCUAAAAAUAAUGUUUGCGGCGCGCAUGUUACAAUCCACACAAAUAAAAAAAUUGCCAUGCCUUACUACUGCAGUAUUUGUGAAAUUAAUGUGCCGUAUAAUGAGUACAAUAUACGAGAGCACUUAAAUGGACGACGUCACGCUGAAAACUUAAGAGAUUCUAGUGAUGAUGGAGAUGAUAAUGAUGAUGACUAUGAUGAUGAGAUACAGCCCUAUUAUUGCGACAUCUGUGAUGUAAACGUGCCAAACAAUGAAUUUAACAUAAGACAACAUUUGAAUGGACAACCCCACGCUGAAAACUUGAGAGACACUAGUGAUGAUGAAGAUGACGACGAUGAUGAUGAGAUACAGCCCUAUUACUGCGACAUCUGCGAUGUAAACGUACCAAAUAACGAUUUUAACAUAAAAGAGCACUUAAAUGGACGACGCCAUGCUGAAAACUUACGAGGUUCUGGUGAUGAUGAUGAUAGUGAUGACGACGAUGAUGAUGAUGAGAUACAACCCUAUUAUUGCGACAUCUGUGAUGUGAACGUGCCAAACAAUGAAUAUAACAUAAGACAACAUUUGAACGGACAACGCCACGCUGAAAACUUGAGAGAUUCUAGUGAUGAUGACGACGAUGAUGAUGAGAUACAGCCCUAUUACUGUGACAUCUGCGAUGUAAACGUGCCAAAUAACGAUUUUAACAUAGGAGAACACUUAAAUGGACGACGUCAUGCUGAAAAUUUAAGAGCUUAUAGACGGUCAACGAUACCAUCAUCAUCAUCAUCAUCAGACUGGUGAUGGGUUUCACUAUUAUACGUGCUAUUAAGUAGGUACUCACUGUUAUAAUAUUACGUGCGUUUUAUUAGGUAGGGUGCCGUACCACAAAAUGGAACCCAGGAUCACUUUGUUGUCUGUCUGUCUGUCUGUCUGUCUGUCUGUCUGUCUGUAUGUCCAUCUGUUGUGUCUGUCAAGAAAACCUUUGCUACCUGCCAAAUUAUGAAAUUUGGCAGGUGGCAAAAGUGGCACAGACUCGACCACAGGACUCGACCUUGUCUCUCUCAUAAAUUAUGUAGUAGCAGUCCGCGCCACGUCUCGCCCUGUCACUAAAACUAAUCUGAAACUUCUUGUCGGUCUAUUGAAGAAACAUGUACAUGGUACAUUGCCAGUACAUUGCGUCUACGCGUCUCAUCUUCCCACUAUCAUUAAUUAAAUGCAUUAUGUUAAUAAAUAAUAAAAAAUUAAAUUGUUAGUAGAUAAGCACAUAUAUAAUAUACUUUAUUGUUAUAAGUUAAGUAAGUUUAUGUUAGUUAAAUAGCCAAACAGUCAAGUACAAUUAUUAAGUAAUUUUAUAUUAGGUAAGUACUUACCUAUAUUGAAUUAAGGGCAAGUAGAAAGUUUUUGUUUUUAAGUAUUUGUUAAAGCAUGAGCAGGUGAUAGAAUAAGAAAAGCAGCAUUUUAUGUAAUUUUAUAUAGAUAGGUACGCUAAAAAUUUAUAUAAGUAUUUACCAUUAUAUUUUUUACUAGCGACCCGCCCCGGCUUCGCACGGGUGGACAUUUAUUUUUUCUAUUUUCCGG